AUGCCUAGUAGGAGAUCCACAGCUAGAGAUGUUAAUUAUGCCGAGCACCAUGAAGAGGAGCAAGAACAAAACCUGGAUACCGAUUCAACGGAACAAAUAGUAAAGAGAAGACACUUGAAUGAAUCUCCACAAAAUUCUAAUAAAGAUACCAACAAUUCUACUUCUACUUCUUCGAAAUUAAAAAUGAAGAAUCUGUCCACAAUAUCAUCAAAUGGCUCGAGUCAACAAAAAUUCAAAUACCAAAAAUUCCUAACUGACAAAUCUCAAAAAUGGAACCUCAUCCCGUUAUUACCCCCAUCAUUUAGGAAGGAUAGUCGGUUUUCUAACAUUUUAGAGUUGGAUGAUGCACUAAUUGACUUGUCCACUCAUACUUUAUACAAUCCGGAAACUGUACUAUUAGAAGUCAAUGAAUCAAUAUACAUGGUCUCAGAGCCUCCCGGGGAACCAUAUUACAUUGGUAGGGUUGUAGAUUUCGUAGUAAAACCAGAGUUCAAAACUAUGAUAACAAAGGCCAAAUCAAUGACAAGCAUAUUUCCUGCAAAAUAUUUCAAUGUGCGAAUGAAUUGGUAUUAUAGACCCAGAGACAUUCAAGAACGAGUCCCGACUUAUUUUGACACAAGAUUAGUAUAUGCAUCGUUACACCAAGAUAUCUGUCCCAUUGGAUCAUACAGAGGGAAAUGUACUGUGGUCCAUAAAGAUGAAUGGAAGAAAACUCUACCCAAGGAAAGUGAAUUAAUUGUGAGACCCAACGUCUUCUAUUUCGAUCAAUUAUUUGAUAGAUACACUCUGUCAUAUUAUACAGCUUAUAGCACUGAUUUAAUGCUACAUAAUUGGGAUAGUACCUCUUCCUACCUAUAUGCGCUGAAUAAAAAGGUUAAUUUUGUUUAUGCAGAGACGAAGUACCCAUUGGAAAACAUAGUGAAAAAAUACAUCUUGGAAGCUGAGCCAGAAAAAGAAAAAUCACCAACAGAUAUCAAGGAAGAAAAUGAUUGGGACGAAAGGUGUCAGCUUUGUAGGGAAUGGUGUCAGUUAACCCAAUGUUUGAAAUGUGAUGAGUGCGCAGCGUCAGUGCAUUUAUAUUGUCUAGACCCACCUUUGGAGAGGAAACCUAACAAAGACGUGGUGUGGGUUUGUUUUAACUGUUUAAAGAAACAAGAGGGUACUCCCGAAGCACUCAAAAAUUUAAAAGAGGAACAGGAACUUGACCAAAAAUUUAUUCAAGAUACAAAGUUAAAAGUUAACCAGGUAGCUAUGGAUGCCAUACAUUCAGGUAUUGACCACAAUAAAGAUAACUGUUGGUUUCAAUAUCUAGGCCAGCAUAUGGUCUCCCGUAUGGAGGAUGUUUUAGAUGAAUCAUUAUUUUUGCCCUAUCCGUUUAAAUGUUCUAGAGUUGGGGUUAAAUAUCAAUGGUCAGAAUCAUUAGUACCAUGGAAAAUAAAACCUUAUAAUUCAGAAAAUGAGUUGGAAAGAGGUACAGAAAAUACAGCCACUUUACUAUGGAAAUUUGAUCCUUCUAGGAUAUCCCUGUUAGAAUUAGAAUCUUACUUUCAGAGGUGUAAAGAAGCAAUCCCUAAAAACUUAUCAAUAGAGCCAGAAAGUUGCAACUUUCUAGAUUAUGUGAUACAAAUAUUGGUGACAAAUGAAUAUGAUACAGAAACAUCUUUCAAAGCUGUUGAAGCGAACGCCACAAGAGAAUUAUUAGAGGAGCCAACAUUUACGUCAGCAGAAAUGCAGAGGUUUGAAAGUGCUGUUAGGAAAUAUGGUAGCCAAUUGAGGCCAGUGUGGAAGGAAGUUGAAACACAACCUAUGUCUAUGAUUGUUCGUUUCUACUACAAUUGGAAGAAAACAACAAGGGGGUUGCAAGUACGUGGAAAAUCACAUAAGAAAAUUCAAUCCUCUAAACGUAUUCAGAAGAAGCAUGAACAUGGGAUGACAAAAAUAGACCAUCUUCCCGAAGAGCUCGAGCACAUCAAUAAACCUGCCCCCCAGCAUACUACAGAGCCAGAAUAUAAAUAUAUUGAUGACUCCUCAUUUGAGACGGAGAGACUAUCUCUUUCAGGUACUAUUUUUAAAUGUCUAUUUUGUGAAACAAAUUAUUCUCCAAUGUGGUAUAAAGUUACCGGUGGAACGGAUGAUGAACAUAUCAAGACUAGACUUCAAACAGGUGUAAAUGAGAAAACUGAAACAUCUGAAAAAGACCCAUCAUCAAAGAAAGAUGAUUCCCCCUUGGGAGCACUUUGUAUUAGAUGUGCAAGACUUUGGAGAAGAUAUGCCAUUAAAUGGCAGCCUCCCUUAGAUAUUUUAAAGAAGCUCGCGGGAACCAGUAUGUCAACAUUUCAUUCAAAUAUUGGAGCGGUCUUGGAAGAGUCAAACAUUAAUGCCUUUUUUUCUUCUCCAAAAUUGGCACAUAUGAAAGGAUUAGAAUGGGAACUAGUUCAAGAUUCAGAAUUAAUUACAAGACAAAGAUUGAAGAUAAUGCAAGAUCCAAAGGAGAUUCAAAAGAGGAGAAGAUAUGCCACUAGAUUUCAUACAUUGCUCUAUAGAAUGGUUGAAAGACCGUAUGAUAAAAAUGCAUAUUUGCCAGAAACAAUGAAGAUCGACCUAGAAGAUUAUUUGAAAAAAGUGGCAGCUGAGACUCCAUCUGCGGAAAACAGUUCACCUCCUCCAAAAAGAGCUAUUUCCGAGUCGAAUACAAAAAAAAGUAAAGAAUCUAUUUUCACUCAACCUAAGAAUAAGAAAACUGAUCAAAAGACUAAAAAGAAGGACCAGUCAAAAGAUGUCAAAAAAUCAGGUCAGGAGACUAUGGGUAAUGCCGAAAAUAAUUUGAAGAUAAAACUAUAUAUAAAAAAUAUACCGGUAGGAGAUAUCUCGGUAGAUCAAGGCUUUCAGUUCAUUCAAUUAGAUAAUGAAAUCCUCAAACUUUUUAACCUGAAAAAGAAAAAGAAUAAAGUUGCAUCCAAUAAAACAGAACAAAUUGCGGAACCCAAACAAAUCGAGUUUAAUACAUCUACCACUCAGGCCAAACAUACUCUACGAUACCAUUCAGAUAUAUUAAGUAACGAGAACGACACAAGCAGUGAGUUAAGACUUUACGAGAGAGAAGCUCAAUUCACUCAGAAUAAUACGAUAUUACCAAAACCUGAACGCUCAGAACUGGAAAAGUUAAUAAACCACGAGAAGAGUGCUCAUAAACAGCCAAACACUAAUCACGAGAGGGGAUUUUGCUGCGUAUGUAAAGAACAAUUAUCAAGAGCUGUUGCAUUAACAUGCCGAAAUUGCGGCCUUACUGUUCACCCAACUUGCUACGGUGUUUCAUCAAGUAUAACUGAGGACAAAAAAAUAUUCUCCAAAAAAUCAAGUAAAUGGAUUUGCGACCCUUGCUCUAAUGACCUUAAUCCACUGGUUUCAACCAACUAUCAAUGCACCUUAUGUUUUGCCAAAGAAUCUGAUUAUAAUGCGUCAAAAAAUGGGGAGUCGCAAGCCUGUCCUGAUGCAUUAAAGUGUACUUCAACAGGAAAAUGGUGCCAUGUUGUCUGUGCUCUUUUAAACGACAACGUCAAGGUGGGUGAUUCGUCUCAACUGCAACCGAUUAGAAAUUGUGAGAGAGUACUUUUUUUAAAUCGAUUGAAUUCUUGCGACAUCUGUGAACGGACUGGGGGAGGCCUUGCUCGAUGUGAUCUUUGCCUUAAAUCAUUUCAUGCAACAUGUGCACAAGACGUCAAAGGAUAUAGCGUUCUGUUCAAAAAAGCAAAUGUUAAUGAAGACUAUAUGGGUCGAUAUAUCUUAAAUGCUGAAGAAAACGAGCGGUAUGUUCUAAAACCGAUUAUUAUAUGCAGAGAUCACGCACCUGAUUCAUUGCCUGAAAAAAAUUAUUUCCCACUGAGCUAUCAUAUGGGUAAUCAAUUUAUGAUGGAAUUGUACUGGAAUGCUUUUAAGGAAGACACCUCUUUAAGCGAUGUUGCGUCUCGUUAUGAGGAAGAAAAACUCCUUCAAAGGCAACCAGACGCUAUGCUAGUCAACUGCAAAGAAGAUGGUUUAUCUUGUGAUAAUGUUGCAGAUAUCCAAGAUACCCGUAUUUGCAUGAAUUGCGGGACGGAUACUAGCAUAUUUUGGUAUGAAGGGAAUGUUUGUCAUUUCUGUUCAUGCCUCAAGGCUCAGCUCGAGGAUGAUACCAAUUCUGCUGAAUAUAAAAUUCCCGUGAUUGUUCCAAUCCCAAAUGAUGUCAAACUUUCGUUAUUAGAAAAUGUCGCCAAAGAAUCGACAAAGACCAUAUAA
Messenger RNA from Naumovozyma castellii, 4275 nucleotides. It is a transcript of the gene SNT2, whose product is annotated as DNA-binding E3 ubiquitin-protein ligase SNT2. The transcript has a single exon. NCBI's taxonomy places the organism in Eukaryota, Fungi, Ascomycota, Saccharomycetes, Saccharomycetales, Saccharomycetaceae. The record is from RefSeq and is a predicted model, not a curated record. The coding region runs from base 1 to 4275 and encodes 1424 amino acids.